This is a messenger RNA of Pogona vitticeps (central bearded dragon), 1717 nucleotides long. Lineage: Eukaryota; Metazoa; Chordata; Lepidosauria; Squamata; Agamidae. The record is from RefSeq and is a predicted model, not a curated record.
AUGAGGCGGAAGCAGGGGGGGGGUUUCCUUCCGGGGAAGUGUGGAAGCCAACCUUCCUCUCUUCGAUGGGAGCUGCCGAGGGGGGGGCUUUGCUCUCCCUCCACCUCACCCGCCCCGUCGAGGCUGGAGGCUUUUCCGGGGCCAGGAAGGCUCAACCUGCUCUCCUUCCUUAGAUACAACGACCUCCACACCUUUGAGCUUCAGGAUCCCACCCGAGUCAUCGAGUGGAUCGGAGAGAAAAGUGUCUGCGUCGCCGGAUAUGAAAACCCGAGAAGGAACGAGAUCCUCCAGCUGCUCCUGCCUCAGAGGCUCUGCUCCAAAGGGAACCAGGGCCUGUGUCCGGAAAGAGACUUCAAGGUGGAACUGGGUGGCUUUUCUGACCGCCCUGUCUACGGCCUGAAGCAUGUGCCUCAGACGAGCCUGCUGGUGACGAGCGGCCCGCCAGACGGUGCGCUGCAGGUGUGGCGCAUGGAACCAGAGGAGACAGGGGUCAUUAAGCCGGUGACCACCAUCCCUCCCAGCCAAGGAGACGAGCAUUCCUUCUGCAUGAAAAUGGCCACCACUUCCUCCCGGGCCGCCCGCGUCCUUCACGGGCUGAAAAUGAACAACAUCCAGAUGACGGAGGUGGAAUCCCAGAAAACCAUCUUUACUGCAGGUAGCUUUUCUUCUUGCAGGCUGCAAAAGCUCUGGGUGAUCCCUCGGAUCCCUUUCCCAUUUUCCCUCCCUUCGGGACACCCCCCCGUGCAUCUUCUGGACCCCCCAAAACGGACUGUAACCUAUCUCUGUCUUUCUCUCUCUGCACCAGGUCCGGGUCUCCCUUCAGCUCCUCCAAUGAGGAUUGAGUUUGGCUCCCGACGUUUGUGCUUUUCAAGACGUGUGGAAGCGCUCCUGGCCGUCUCUUUUGCGCCUCUGCUGGAGGAUCACUUGGCCGUGUCUGGAGGGACGUGUUCCUACGAGACGCACCAGUGGGAUUCUGCGACGCAGGAAGCCCAGCCCACGUUCCUUCACAAAGAACACGUCUUUGGUGGACCCGGUGGGGCCAGAGAGCCGCCCCUGGUGACCGCUCACACGUGGCACCCCUCUAAGCCCCGGACGUUGUUAUCGGCAGCCAGCGACGGGUCGCUCCACGUGUGGGACUGGGCUGAUCCCCAAGGGGGUGCCACCCAAGCUACAGGGUUUGCCCCCUGAAGUCCGCCGUUGUUACAAGCAAACGGGGAACGUUCAAGGAAGGUGUUCGCACAUAACCUCUAGGGCCCACUCCCCCCCACACACACAAAGCAUCUCCAGUUAGCGGUGCUGUUUCGUGUGGCUUGCGCUCCAGUGGCUGGAUCUUGCCUGAUGGGAGACGGGAGGAGAGCAGCGAGAAGCAGAGAAGGGGGCACAGUGGGAGGUUUAUGUUGUGAAUGUGGGGUGAGUCCUUGCCCCACUGAGCCUUAAAAUGUGAGUGGGGAAGGCCUGACCCCUAGCACGUGUCCAUUAGAGAUGGGAUCUGGGGAUUACAGAUCCCAUAAUUCUCCAGUCUGGAUGUUCUACAUGACAGGCAGACACUGUACAGACGCCGCAAUGUGGCUCACCUGGGACAAAGGCCACAUCCACCAAGAGUGGCCUUGGGCUAGAUGAGCAGUAUACAAAUCGAAGGAAGGAAUAAACAAAUGAAUAAAUAAAAUAAACUGGGAGGCUUUGAGGCUGAGCUAGGCCUAGCUGUGCCUAGCUUCCU